Molecule: messenger RNA, 3799 nt
Organism: Diatraea saccharalis (sugarcane borer)
Lineage: Eukaryota; Metazoa; Arthropoda; Insecta; Lepidoptera; Crambidae
Source: the annotation of a GenBank genome assembly
UUAUAAAUAAUAAUAAACGAUGUUUUAUAAAAAGAUAUACUGGAUGCUUGGUAAUAAUGGAUAUGGAACAAUCAACAAUAGUCAUACUUUAUAAAUAUUUUUGUUUUCUAUAUAAAUUAUCUUUAUAUUACCUCAAGUCUUUUAGCUAUUACCUCAAAAUUCUAAAUCAUAUUUUUGUUAACGUCUCUUUAUGUGUAAAGACCACCAACGUGACAUUGGCAGAAUUGUGUAAAAAUAUGCUGAGAUUAAAAAUAAAUACAAAAGAAUAAGAACGCCAGUAAAUAAUUGUGUGCCUGUUUUUUUUUAUUUACUUAUUUCAAAAAAGAUUAUUAAAGUAUUGGUCGUGGGUAAACAAACUUGGCGAUAUCUAUAAUUUUCCUAAAAUGGGAACCGAUACUGAGAAGGAAGCUGGUUCAUACAUUCUAAAAAGUUAUGGAGAAUUCUUCAAAAAGCAACAUCAAGAUCUAGUUUUAAUGAGCAGAAAUGAAGUUUGGGAAGGAAACAAAACUUUUAUACCGAUACAAUUAUACAUGGAACCUAGUGAGCAGAUUUCAAUCACCAAACUUGUUUCUUCUGAUAACACCAUGAUGACCAAAGUGUUAGGUGUUUUAUCAUCGCUUUGCGUGGAAGUGAUAGAGCUAAAAAAAGAAGCCUUUGAAAGAUAUUUCCCAUUUUUGGCAAUUUAUGAGGAACAUAGUAAUAGCAAUAUUGCUUUUCAAAUGGAGACAAUAUGUUCAAUGUAUGCUUUUUAUAUGAGGUGUGAUGAUACUAUUCGGAAUAUGUGCAGUCAAGUAUUUGCUGUUUUUACAGAAGCAAUAGUCAACUUGAAUGCCAUUCAACUCCACUAUGUAAUAAAUCACAUAGGAGAGCUAUUUGCACUAAUUGCAUUGUUGGAGUUGUUGAUAUCUAACACUACAUUAACAUCUAAAUGGAAUAAAUACUGUAAAACUCUUCAGUCAUUCAGUCAAACACCAGAAAAACUAAAUUUGACAGAAGAACAUUUUGAAGCAUUGCUUGGAGCUACUGAAAAUAUUUCUUCUAAAUUGUUGCAUGAUGAUAUAGUACAAAACACCCUGCAAAAUUUAUUGACUCUAAGAAAAGACUUAGUAGACAAAAAUUGUUCUAAUGUAUCAGCAGAAUUUAUGCUGUACUUGAAACAAGCUAUUACAAAUCUUGAUAAAAUAGUUCAGGAGAAGCCAAAUAUUACAAAUAUGUACAAAUGUAUUAAAAUGAAUGUCCUUUUUGUAUUGAGUGCACAUUUGUUUGGUAAUAGUGAUAAAAAAAUAUUUAAAUCUCUAAUUGAGUUGAAUACAAAGGCUCACAGUAUUCAUGUCAUAGGAACUACUGUCUGGUUUCCAGAACAGUUUCUUCAGAGACAUUUACCAGCACUUUGUGCAAGCUAUGGGAAAAAUUCUCAAAUAAUGCUUAAAUCAAGGCAGGCAUACAUUACUGCUAAAAAAACAUCACUUGUCAAAGAUAUAGCUUACUAUCAAUUAGUGUGCACUCACUGGGCAUUGAAUAUCGAAGAGAUAUUCUCCAUAAAUCAUAAUAAACUAAAUGCUGCUGAAAUGGCUCAACAUGCUAAGAUCUUGCUUGAAGGACUAGAAAUAACAUCUAGCAUCAAUUACUAUAUUCUUACACUGAUUAGUCUUCAUCUCUGUUUAGGAAUACCAUUAUCUAAAAGCAUUCUUAUGUCACUGUUUGAUAUAAUAGACACAUUAAAGAGUUUGCAAAAUGUUAUUCUACGUAACCAUUAUAAGAUUAUUAACUCUGUCAAUAUGAUUAUUCACCAUUUGCUAUUUCAAGCAACAGUCUCUGUUCAAGAAGUGAAAAAAAGUCUGGUGGGAGACAAAAAUUAUGCUAACAAGAGGUUAGAUGAAUUGACAUGUGUUGUGAUAGCUGAACAGGCUCUAAGGGGUGCAACAACAUUAGAACGCAAUAUAGCAGCAAAUGUAGCAUUGAGUUUAAUACCAGACAGCACAUAUUCAGAUGAUAGUUAUGCUAAAUUAUGUAUUCUUUUGGAGAAAGUGCAAACAUUAUCUAAUUUCACAAAAUCCUUUGACAACUUAUGUAACUGUUCUUGGAUAUUGUGGCACCAAAAUGUUAUUCCUAUAUAUUUUGAACAGAACUUUAAUGUACAAUUGAACGCAAUGAAAGUGAAAUAUUUUCUGAUGGUAUUGGAAGACUGUGCAUUAUUGCUACAUAAUACGGACAUUCUAUUUAAUUCCAGCAAGUCACAAGACUUUUUAAAAGAAAUGAAAAAUUUAAUAAAUGAUAAAAUAAUAAACACUACUAGCCAGAAUAUAGAAACAAAUUUGCGUUUACAUAUUCAUUCUCAUUUGCAAUUGGAUGUUGUGAAUCCAUUCACAACAGAUAUGACUAAGAAAUUGUUGCUAGCCAUUGAUCAGCUACGUAUCCAAAGUGUAUACAUGUGUGUUGUUCCAUCAGUGGAACACUAUUUAUCCAUGAUGUAUUACAAUUUAACUACUGUAGUACUAUCAGAUUGGAAAACAUAUGGUGAAAUGAGACAAAUGGCAAAGUUUAAGUUCAAUCUCAAAACGGUUCAAGAUAAUUUGCCCACACAAACACUUGAGCAAGGAUUGGAUGUCCUGGAAAUCAUGAGAAAUAUCCACAUAUUUGUCUCAAAGUAUCUAUACAAUUUAAAUAAUCAAAUAUUUAUUGAAAAAAGCAGUAACAAUAAACACUUAAACUCGAUAAACAUCAGACAUAUUGCAAACUCAAUAAGAACACAUGGUACAGGGAUUAUGAACACAACUGUAAAUUUUACUUAUCAAUUUUUAAAAAAGAAAUUUUUCACUUUUUCACAAUUUAUGUUUGAUGAACAUAUAAAAUCAAGGCUGGUCAAAGAUUUGCGAAACUUUAAAGACACAACAUCAAAUGGUGGAAACAUGUACCCUUAUAAAAAUGCAGAAAGAUUUAAUAAGGGUAUAAGAGUUCUCGGGAUUGAUGAAGACGGCCAAAGCUAUUUAGAUUUAUUUCGCGACCUUAUAAGUCAGAUUGGAAAUGCGAUGGGGUAUGUGAGAAUGAUAAGAUCUGGUGGCAGGCAUUGUUGUUCAGAUGCCACUAUAUUUUUACCCGAUUUAGACACAGUAAGCUCUUUCAAAGAAAUGUGUGAAGAGAACAAUUUAGGACAAAGAUCUAUUAAUUCAUCUGAAAAUUUGGACAAUACCAUCAAUAGUUUGGUGACCAACUUUUUACAGGGUACUGAGUAUUUUAAACUACUGGUAGAUGUAUUUGCGCCGGUGUUUCGAAACCCAAAGAAUGUGCACCUUAAAAAUUUUUUCAUUAUUGUGCCACCGCUCACUCUCAAUUUUGUAGAACAUAUGAUACUGUCUAAAGAUAAAAUGACAAAGAAAAACAAAGUUGGGGCUGCUUUUACUGAUGAUGGAUUUGCUAUGGGCAUAGCUUACAUUUUGAAAUUGUUAGACCAGGACUGUGAUUUUGAAUCAUUACAUUGGUUCGAUUCCGUUUGGAAGCACAUCCAAAAUGAAAGAAAGCUGCUGGAGGAACAAAAAUUAAAGGGAUCGGUGCAAUUGCAGCAAACUUUAGCUCUUACAGAAAAGAAGUUAAAAAUAAUUGAGGAAGAAUACAAAUUAUUAUAUUAUAGUCUUACCAGUGCCAGAAUAUUCUUUAGAUAAGUUGUAUAAAUGUUACUUAGUUGUAUAUGUGUUACUUUAGUUGGUUUUCAUUUAUAGUAAUGGUGUUAAUGUAAAAAAGCUGGUGCAUUCGGUCAAGCAUCCUGUCCCGCUCAUAGAAUGAGAACUGAAAGCCUUUUGGU